This is a messenger RNA of Paramecium tetraurelia, 1416 nucleotides long. RefSeq lists its product as uncharacterized. Gene Ontology annotation, cellular component: autophagosome; cytoplasm. NCBI's taxonomy places the organism in Eukaryota, Ciliophora, Oligohymenophorea, Peniculida, Parameciidae. Gene Ontology annotation, molecular function: protein serine/threonine kinase activity; calcium ion binding; ATP binding. Gene Ontology annotation, biological process: peptidyl-serine phosphorylation; protein autophosphorylation; autophagosome organization. The transcript is spliced from 3 exons. The record is from RefSeq and is a predicted model, not a curated record.
AUGAACGAAAAAACUGUUGAUAAAUAUAAACUCUUAACGACAGAUCUUCUUGGAGCAGGAUCAUUUGCAAAAGUAUAUAAGGGAAUUGAUACUACCAAUAAUAGAUAAGUCGCCAUAAAAAUGCUUCCCAAAUAAAAUAUUCUCAAUGAUAAAUAUCUAAUGGAAGGCUUAAGAAGAGAAUUAUCAGUUAUGCAAAAACUGAAGGGAAAUAAUGUAGUUCGUUUAUUAGACACUCUUGAAUCUUCAAAUAAUUAUUACAUCGUACAAGAAUUCUGCAAAGAUGGAGAUCUUGGAACUUAUCUCAGAAAAUAGCAAUAUUUAACUGAAGUAGGGGCAAUAAGAAUAUUAACUGAUAUCCUAAAUGGCUUCAUUGAAUUAUUAUAACAAGGAAUUAUACAUAGGGAUUUGAAACCAGCUAAUAUACUCGUCCACUAAAACACUUUUAAAUUAGGAGAUUUCGGAUUUGCUAAAUGCAUAUCUAAUUUUUAAAGAGAUGUAAUGGAAUCUGUGGUUGGCACUCCCCUAUAUAUGGCACCAUAGAUCUUAAUGAGAGAAACAUAUACUAGUAAAUGUGAUAUUUGGUCAAUUGGAUGCAUUUUUUAUGAAUGCAUAUUCAGAAGAACUCCAUGGAUUGCUAACUCUGUACCAUAAUUACUGAAUUCUAUUUUAAAAUACCCAGUUUCGUUCCCCUCAUAUAUUUCUGCUGAGGCUAAAGAUUUUAUAUUGAAAUGUCUCGAAGUAGAAGAAGACAAGCGUAUAGGUUGGAAUGAUUUGUAUAGACAUCCGCUAAUUUAUUAAAAGUUUAAGGAUCAUGUUGAUAAAGUGAUUAAUAUGGAAGCCUAGGCAGAGUUCAUCAUUAAUGAGCUAAGAUAAAUGAUAGUUGUUAAAUAAAUAGAUUUAUUGGAAACAUUUAAAAAGUUGUAAGUUUAGGAUAAUUAAUUUCUAACUUUUAAGGAAUUACAACUGUUAUUAAAUGAAAUAGAUCCCAAACUCACUAGAUAAUAAAUUGAAUUUGUUUUUAAUAUGAUUGAUGUUGACAUGACUAAUUAAAUUAAUUUUUUAGAGUUUUAGAGAUGUCUCUAACAACAUAGAGUUAGAUUAAGCUUAUAAGAAAUUAAACCAGAUAUCGUUUAUGAAAACAGCCCAUUAAUUUAAAUGCCUAAAUGGAAAAUUGAAUUAAAGAAAAUAAAAGAUAAAAUAGAAGAAGAGGAAAAAAGUUUAGUUAAAUUAUUUAAAUAAUUUGAUACUGAUGUCAAUUAAGUACUCGAUCUAGUUGAGUUUGUCAAAUUUCUCAGAUAUUUUAAUUCUAAAAUCAGUAAUGAAGAUGCAAGUUUGAUAUUUCAACAUUUUGAUAAAAACUGUAAUGGAGGUAUUGAUUUUUUAGAAUUUAAGUCAACUUUCGAAUCUUAACUAUGA